Amaranthus tricolor (Joseph's coat) is the source of this 2253-nucleotide messenger RNA. Its product is annotated as probable galacturonosyltransferase 10. Gene Ontology annotation, molecular function: polygalacturonate 4-alpha-galacturonosyltransferase activity. NCBI's taxonomy places the organism in Eukaryota, Viridiplantae, Streptophyta, Magnoliopsida, Caryophyllales, Amaranthaceae. The transcript has 2 exons. The coding region runs from base 186 to 1583 and encodes 465 amino acids. The record is from RefSeq and is a predicted model, not a curated record.
GUUUUGGACGGCAGUAUAGACGGCGGUACACUAAUCUUGUAUGGUUGGUGUUGUGUGGAUUUGCAGCUCUACUUUUGUUCAUUGUUCUUCAAAGUAAAGAUAAUCAACCCAUGUCCAGCCCUGCUUUAGCUAAGAGAUCUUAUAGGCAAAAUAGAAUUAUGGAAGGCCUUAAUGUUACAUAGGAGAUGUUGAACCCAGCCUCAUUUACAAGACAGCUAAGCGACCAAAUCGCUUUAGCUAAAUCUCUUGUCGUGAUAGCGAAAGAAAGCAAAAACCUUCAAUUUGCAUGGGAGUUAAGUGCUCAGAUUCGAUACUUGCAGAUCCUCCUUUCUAAAGCUGCCACAAGACGUAGCUCAUUGACAAUUAGGGAGUCGGGAAAUGCAAUCAAGGAUAUGGCACUUCUGCUUUUCCAACCUCAACAACUUCAUUAUGAUAGUGGAACCAUGAUCAUGAGAUUGAAGGCUAAAAUCCACUCACUUGAAGAGCAAAUGAGCACGGUGAGUGAUAAUAGUUCCAAAUUCGGGCAAUUAGCCGCUGAGGAAGUCCCGAAAAGUCUCUAUUGUCUUGAUGUUCAGCUGACAACCGAGUGGUUUAGAAAUCCGAAUGUUCAAAGAAGACUUUCCGGAGGAAAGUCAAAUGUGUGGAAACUCGAAGAUAACAAUCUUUAUCAUUUUUGCGUCUUCUCUGACAAUAUCCUCGCAACAUCGGUAGUAGUAAAUUCCACUGCAGUGAACUCAGAACACCCAGAAAACGUUGUUUUCCAUCUUGUAACCGAUAAGAUUAACUAUGCACCUAUGAAGGCGUGGUUUUCAAUGAACGACUUUCGUGGAAUAACUGUCGAGGUUCAGAAAAUCGAGGACUUCAGUUGGCUCAAUGCUUCCCAUGUUCCGGUCCUUAGGCAGCUCCAAGGUUCGGAAACCAAAAACUAUUAUUUUACUGGGAAUGUCGAUAAGAAAACGCCUAUAAAGUUCCGGAAUCCCAAGUACCUAUCGAUGCUUAACCAUCUCAGAUUCUACAUCCCAGAAGUUGUCCCGGCUUUGAGGAAGGUAAUAUUUCUCGAUGAUGAUGUUGUCGUUCAAAAGGAUCUUUCGGGUUUAUUCUCCGUUGAUCUAAAUGGGAAUGUAAAUGGGGCAGUUGAGACAUGUACCGAAACAUUUCAUCGGUAUCACAAGUACUUGAACUAUUCUCACCCGCUUAUACAAUCACAUUUUGAUCCCGAUGCCUGUGGUUGGGCAUUUAAGAUGAAUGUGUUCGAUCUGGUGGAAUGGAGGAAAAGAAAUGUAUCGGGAAUUUAUCAUUACUGGCAGGAAAAGAACAUAGAUCGGACGCUCUGGAAACUGGGCACUCUUCCACCCGGGUUACUCACUUUCUACGGAUUGAUUGAGCCGUUGGAUCCUUCGUGGCACGUUUUGGGAUUGGGAUACACGAAUGUGGAUCAUAAGCUCAUCUCGAAAGGCACCGUGCUGCAUUACAACGGAAACUCAAAGCCAUGGUUGAAGAUUGGCAUUGAGAAAUACAAACCGUUAUGGGAAAAGUAUGUUGCUUAUGAUUAUCCUAUACUCCAACAAUGUAAUGUUCAUUGAUCUGGUCUAAAGCUGUUAAUCGGGUCAGGUCGAGUUUUUAAUGGGUUGGGAUGGGUCAAAGCCCGCUUAGACUUGACCUGCUCCGAUCCAUUUUAAAAAAUUCAUCCAAUGAUCUUUUAGUUUGAUUUUGUAGUCCAUUUUGUCGACUGUCAUCUGGCCUGACCAUUUACAUCAAAGUCCGAAAAUGGCCCGUAAUCGACCUGUUAUUGGCCCGACCUGUUAAUGAUCAGUUUAAAAGUGAUUCAACCUUUGACCCGUCUCAUUGAACACCUCUAAUUUGGUCCAUAUUCUUGUAACACUGAUUAUUUAAUGGAUACACAAAUUUUUGAACUUGUUAUUUAGCGUUAAGCUGAAUUAUUUAACUACUUGAUAUUGUAAUUUGGAAAGAAUAAGUAAAAUAAUAUAAAAAAAGUCAAAAAUAAGUAACUUUUGAAUUUUAUUCUCAAAAUAAGCACUUUUUGUCCAGUUCAGAGGUUCAGCACUGUUCAUUGUUAAUAACAGCGGAUAUAGAAAUUUGGUCAAAAAAAGUCAAGAUUUUUAUUCGCUGUUACUAACAGCGAACAAAGAAUUUGACCAGUUUUCUUUAUUCCCAAAAUAGCAUCAAGUAAUUGUUCGCUGUUAUUAACAACAAACAAAGAGAACUGGUAAAAAAUGGUCAAAAUCUUUGUUC